AUGUCUACUACGACAAGAAAGGUGCAAGCCCAGCGGAAGUUCGCGCAGGGCGCUUACAUACCACAAAAAAAUACUAACAAUGUCAGUAAUACAACUGCUGAACGUAAAACGGACUUAAUAUCUCCAAAGGAAACAAAUAACAACUUUUUUCAUAAUAGCAGUUCGGCUAAAAGCCUUCUCGACAUUGUCUGCUUUCAAAAUGUCCAUGUUCAUAAGCAACCUAUUGUACUCCUAGAAAGAUUACACGAAAGCCAAUCAGUAUUUGCACCAGGAGCUACAAAUCGAGUGACACGUGUGCAAAACCAUCGAAAUAUGUUAUCAAACGAAGCGGUUUCUCAAAAAUCAAAACCGACAGCAAAAAAACAUUGCAUGCUAUUAAGGUCAAGGACUAAUCAAAGACCACAAAAAAGAGUAAAUAUAAAAGAAAUUAAUUUGGCACCGAGGAGAAUAAUUACGAGAAACAUCAGAAAAUUCCUGUCAAGUCUUAAUAGAUCUGACUCUAGUGACUUCAAUACUGAUGAUGAUAAGCCAUUAGCCUACUUUACCAGAACUGUUAAGGCAAGGAAAAUCAAGAGGAAUAUAAAAACAACCACAGAGUGUAAAAUUCCACGGAGAAAUGCAAUAGAUGAACCUGUUGCAAUGAGUGUCGAUAAGGAUGUACAAACAUACAAAAAUGCUUCAUUGGCACCCAAGCUGCCGGAUUCAUCGCUUCCUCGGGAUGAACCUGUUGCAAUGAGUGUCGAUAAGGAUGUACAAACACACAAAAAUGCUUCAUUGGUACCCAAGCUGCCGGAUUCAUCGCUUCCUCGGGAUUCCCGACAUGCUAUGCAACCUGACGAAAUGUUAUAUAUACCAGUGAAUUCUCCAUCUAUUCCACAAGUGAGUGUUGCAGUGAGUGUCGAUAAAGUUGAAGUAUCAUCCGAGGCCUCCUUUGGAUCGCAGGCUCUGGAUGCACCGCUUCUUUGGGAUGAACCUGUUGCAAUGAGUGUCGAUAAGGUUGAUAAGGUUGUACAAUGGUCCCCAGUCCCCUCUUUGGGAUUACUGGAUUCACCGCUUCCUUGGGAUGAAACUAUUGCACAGAGUGUGGAUGAACCCGUACCAUCGAUCGCAACCUCUUUGGGAUCGCAACGAGACGAGUUACCGCUUCCUCGGAAUGACCCUAUUGCACGGAGUGAUGAUGAACCCAGUCCAGUGAUGAGUCCAGUACAAUCGAUCGUAAUCUCUUUGGGAUCGCAACAAGAGGAGUCACCGCUACCUCGGGCCAAUGAAGAGGUACCAACUGUUCAAGGCGGCACCAGAGUUAUUGAAUUUGUAGAAGACACUAUAGACUGGGCCAGUACUGAUGGAGAACAAAAUAUUGAAAAAACUGUGCCAGCAGGGUGUAGUAUUAAUGAACUUAAUGCAUGGAUUCAAGAAACUAUAAAGCAAAAAAAACAUGUAAAUCGAUUUAAAAUUCCUCAUCCUCCAAGGCCGAAACAAUCAUCACGGCUUCAAACAGUUGCAGGCCGACAAAUUUUCACCAAUAACUUCGACAUGCCUAGUACAUCCACUGUUAGAGCUUUUUCGUGUCCAUCUAAGCGUUAUACCACCUCUAGAGAAGUAUUGCAGGCUCCAAAGGAAGAAUUAGAUAAACGUUGCAUGAAAUGCAAAUAUUGUGAUUUUGUGAACAGAGUUUUUGAAAGAAGUAGCGAACGCAAAACACCCUCAAGCAGUGACAAUUCUCUUUCUACACAAAAUGAAGGAUUCAGUUCUGACAGCAACACAAGCUCAGUUCAAUGGAAUACAUCGUAUAGUCACAAACGUAAAAGGCGUUGCAGACAAGCGUUUAGGAAACAAAGUGUGAACACAGGCAAUAUGGGAGGUGAACGUAUGUCCUCAGAACUUCCACCUUCAUCUGUACUUCCCCUACCUCGUCCACGAUCAAACAAUCGACCUCAACCUCCUCAACCAAUUAAAAGUUUUUAUUCGAAAGAUAGCAAUAAUAUUUUUGAAUUCAAGUUGUCAUGGCUAUCGCAUAAAAAAAAAUUUAUUUUGAGUGCUGACCCGAUUCCUAGUCCUUCAGAUAUAGUAAUGACGGAGUUAAAUUCAGCGACAGAUUCGAACAUUAAGAAUUCUGUGCUUGGACAUUUGAAUAAUAUACGAAAAUCAGUAAUUAAUAACGACGACGGCGCAAUUCCGAGUACUUCAAGAGGACCUGAUCCUGAACCAGUUGUUACAAUGCCUGUCAAGGAGAAUUCAAACAAUGUUGGUACUAGAAAUAGAGGAGGCUGUCAAGCACAUUUGAAUAGUCUACGAAAAUCAGUAAUUAAUAACGACGACGGCGCAAUUCCGAGUACUUCAAGAGGACCUGAUCCUGAACCAGUUGUUACAAUGCCUGUCGAGGAGAAUUCAAACAAUGUUGGUACUAGAAAUAGAGGAGGCUGUCAAGCACAUUUGAAUAGUCUACGAAAAUCAGUAAUUAAUAACGACGACGGAGCAAUUCCGAGUACUUCAAGAGGACCUGAUCCUGAACCAGUUGUUACAAUGCCUGUCAAGGAGAAUUCAAACAAUGUUGGUACUAGAAAUAGAGGAGGCUGUCAAGCACAUAUGAAUAGUCUACGAAAAUCAGUAAUUAAUAACGACGACGGCGCAAUUCCGAGUACUUCAAGAGGACCUGACCCUGAACCAGUUGUUACAAUGCCUGUCAAGGAGAAUUCAAACAAUGUUGGUACUAGAAAUAGAGGAGGCUGUCAAGCCGAAAAACUAAAAGCAGCAUUUCCCCGUCAUAAUAGCAAAGCUGAACUAGUCGACGCACCAGUUUUUUACCCAACUGAGGAUCAGUUUCUGGAUCCGAUUGCUUACUUUAAUGAAAUCAUGCCGACCGCAGCCAAAUUUGGGAUAUGUAAGAUUGUAGCACCAGGGACAUUCAAGCCGAAGUGUGUUUUCGACGAAGAAAUCAAAUUUGGUGUGACUAACCAAUAUAUUUCGCGUUUGUAUACUCGUUGGGGUCCAGCUUCCAGAGAAAUGAGUGCUAUAAAAGCACACUUAGCUUCGCAAAGUGUAGUAUUCACAAGACCACCGCUGCUCAACGGUAUCGAAGUGAAUCUCCCUAAACUUUAUGAACUCGUGCAACGGUGCGGUGGUCUCAAGAAAGUUAUAGAAAAGAAACGUUGGAGUCGUGUAGCCGAAGAAAUGAAACUUACCAAAUCUCCUAAUAUUGAAAAAAAAAUUGAUCAAAUUUAUGUUAAAUACAUAUUACCUUAUGAUACGAUGUCUAACAAAGAACGUCUAGAAAUUAUGAAUAACGUAGAAGUUAACUGGAAUAAGAAAAAUAAAAGGAUGCUUGAUAGAGCAUUAAAUCCCUUGCACAGACAAAAACGUCUUCUGGGUGAAUCAGAAUCGUCUGAAGAAGAUGAUGAUGACGAUUUAAAUAUUACUCAAGCUUUAAUCGAAGCCGAAGAUUGCAUAGUAACCGGACGUUAUAUGAAUUUGGCAACGUUUAAAAAGGUAGCCAAUAAAGUAAUAGCGACGCAUUUUUCUACACCACACCCUGCUACGCAGGAUGUAGAAAGUGCAUAUUGGAAAUUAGUAAUUAUGGCAAAAGAGCACGUAUGUGUUAAUGCCGCGUCAAUAGAUACUGGAGAAGAGGGAUAUGGAUUUACAAAGAAUCAACGAGAUAUUAUUGGGAGACACCCGUGGAAUCUGAAGGUGUUAAGUUGUAAUCCUGGCAAUAUUCUGCGAUAUUUGGGUUCCAAAUUGGGUGUCACUGUACCGACUUUGCACCUUGGUAUGGUUUUUUCAACUAGCUGCUGGCACCGAGAUCCGCACGGUCUACCUUGGAUAGAGUUUAUGCACUCGGGACCCGCCAAGAUUUGGUACGGGAUUCCUGAUGAACAGAGUGCAAACUUCCGUAGAGCAGUCGAGUUGCUCUGCCCUACUUCAUGUCAAAAUAAGUCUCUUUGGCUGUCAUCUGAUAUAGUCAUGAUCCCACCCAACCUGCUCUUAGAGCACAAUGUGUCCCUUUCAAGGGUGGAACAAAAGCCUGGAGAGUUCAUUGUAGUCUUCCCCAAGGCUUAUUCUUGCUCAAUUUCUACAGGAUAUACUGUAUCAGAGAGUGUGUACUUUGCUAAUAACUCUUGGUUAAAAAGUGUUCACCAAGUGUUUAAUGAGGUGAGAGAAAGCUGCGAACCAACGAUGUUUUCGCUGGAGCAACUCUUAUUAGCGGCUGCACGAGACCCUCGCUCUCCGCUGUCGAUUCUACCGGAAAUAUAUGCCAGCCUCAGGACCAUUAUCAGUGAGGAACUCGACAACCGUACUGCCAUAAUCCGCUACAACGUUCCGAGUCGCAACUGCAAACAGUCCCGUAAGCGACCAGCGGGAGCGUGGAAUGUUCGCGAACAAGACGAGUGCGAAAUCUGCCGCGCUACACUUUAUCUGUCCAGGGUACGAGGGCUACCAACAAAAAAGAGUACUGUUUGUCUCCAGCACGGUCGACGUUUACUAGAGAGUCGACGGCAAAGCGAGCGGGAAGCGCCAAUAGAGAUGGACGUCUUUUUAUCGGAGAUUGAAUUAGAAAAAAUUUUACAAGCUAUCCAGAUGCGGUUAGUCUCCUAA
Messenger RNA from Parnassius apollo (apollo), 4593 nucleotides. NCBI's taxonomy places the organism in Eukaryota, Metazoa, Arthropoda, Insecta, Lepidoptera, Papilionidae. The record is from the annotation of a GenBank genome assembly.